AAAAAAAUAAUUUCACUUUCACUUUGCAAGAAGCAGCCGCUGUAUCCUUGAACCGGAGUAAAGAAAGAGCUCCUAUUUCACUUCUUUUACAAAGAGAGAUGGAGUUCAAAUACCCAGUGGCCCGAAGAGACGAGACCAGGGUUGAUGACUACCAUGGCACCAAGAUUGUUGAUCCCUACGCUUGGCUGGAAAACCCUGACAGUGAGGAGACUAAGGCUUUUGUGGCGGAGCAGAACAAGCUGAGCAUGCCCUUCCUAGAGAAGUGUGCAGUGAGGCAGAAGUUCCACGACAGACUCACAGAGCUCUUCGACUAUCCCAAAUACAGCUGCCCCUACAAGAGAGGGGGGAGGUAUUUCUACUACCACAACAAGGGUCUUCAGAACCAAGAUGUGCUGUAUACCCAGGACUCCUUGGAUGCAGAGCCCCGUGUGUUUUUUGACCCCAACAAGCUCUCAGAGGAUGGCACCGUUGCUCUGAAGAUGGCGCGGCUCUCAGAGGAGUGCGAGUACUUCGCCUACGGCCUGAGCUCCAGCGGCUCAGACUGGGUGACGGUGAAGUUCAUGACUGUGGGUGAUCAGCAGGAGUUACCCGACACGCUGGAGAGGGUGAAGUUUAGCUGCUUGGCCUGGACGCACGAUGGGAAGGGAGUUUUUUACAACUGCUACCCCCGGCAGGAGGGCAAGGCUGAUGGGACAGAGACCACCACCAAUCUCAAUCAAAAGCUCUUCUACCAUGUGAUUGGAACACACCAGUCAGAGGAUAUUCUAGUAGCAGAAUUUCCUGAUCAUCCCAAGUGGCAAAGCAGCGUCACGGUGUCUGACGAUGGACAGUAUGUGGUGAUGGCAAUUACAGAGGGCUGUGAGCCAGUCAAUCAGCUGUGGUACUGCGACUUGCAGACGCUGUCCAAUGGCAUCACUGGGAUUCUGCCCUGGGUGAAGGUGGUUGAUAACUUUGAGGCGCAGUAUGGCUACGUGACCAAUGAGGGCAGCCUCUUCACUUUCCGCACCAACCUGCAAGCGCCUCGUUAUCGCCUGAUUAACAUUGACCUGACGAAUCCGGAGCCCUCCAACUGGACUACGCUCAUCCCAGAGCACGAGAAGGAUGUUCUGGGGUUUGUGGCCUGUGUGAACAUCCGCUUCCUGCUGGUGAACUACAUCCAUGACGUCAAGGACGUGCUCCAGCUGUACGAGCUGAAGAGCGGGCGAUUCCUAAAAAACUUGCCCUUGGAUGUUGGCACCGUGGUGGGACUGAGCUGCAGAAAGAAGCACACGGACGUCUUCUACAAAUUCACAUCCUUCACUACCCCAGGAAUUAUCUACCACUGUGACCUGACCUCUGACUCUCCUGAGCCCACUGUCUUCAGACAGGUGGAGGUGAAAGGCAUCAAGCCCUCCGACUAUGAAACCGUACAGGUCUUCUAUCCCAGUAAAGAUGGCACAAAGAUUCCCAUGUUCCUGGUGCAUGCAAAAGGGCUCCAGCGUGAUGGAUCUCACCCUGUUUUUCUCUAUGGAUAUGGCGGUUUUGACAACUCCAUCCAGCCCUACUACAAUGUGGCCUACCUGCUAUUUGUGAGGCAUCUAGGUGGCAUCCUGGCUGUUGCAAACAUCCGAGGUGGAGGAGAAUAUGGACAGACCUGGCACAAAGCUGGGAGCCUUGGGAACAAGCAGAACUGCUUUGAUGAUUUCCAGUGGGCAGCCAAGUACCUGAUCAAAGAAGGCUACACUACACCCGAAAAACUGGCCAUCAAUGGAGCCUCCAAUGGAGGUCUUCUUGUAGCGGCCUGUGUGAACCAGCAGCCAGACCUGUUUGGCUGUGCUGUGGCGGAGGUGGGUGUGAUGGACAUGCUGAAGUUCCACAAGUUCACCAUCGGCCACGCAUGGACCACUGACUAUGGCUGCUCUGACAAAAAAGAGGAGUUUGACUGGCUCAUCAAGUACUCCCCUCUGCACAACCUCCCCCAGGCCCCCACAGACAGUCUCCAGUACCCUGCCAUGCUCCUGCUGACAGCGGACCAUGAUGACCGCGUGGUGCCCCUGCACUCCCUUAAGUACAUCGCCACCCUGCAGCGUGGCGUGGGCGCCAACCCCAAGCAGCGCCAGCCCCUGCUCAUCCGCAUUGAUACCAAGAGUGGGCACGGGGCUGGGAAGCCCACUGCCAAGGCCAUCCUGGAGGACACACACAUCUUCUCCUUCAUCGCCGAGACCUUGGGGCUGAGCUGGAGAGACUGAGGGAGAGGAAGAGGACUGACAUGCUGAGAAUCAGUUGCUGGGAUGAAAAGAAGCCAAGUAUUAUCCACACAGCACAGCUGUAUGAUCCAGUCCAGGGUUUACAAAGCACAAGGCUCUCCUAUAGGUAGUAGAGUAUAGAUUUAUUGAGACAGCUUAAGAUUUUUAUUAUGUUCUGCACAUACUCAAAAUACAUUUUCAGUUGAUUAUGAUCACUAGACAUCUAAAAUCUCUGUGGCUGUGAAUUCCUUUUUUAUCAUCUAAAUUUAGAGAAUCUGGAAUUGACCUACUGUAUUUUGUCUUUUCAACUCCAAAGGCUGAUUUCAUUUGCACAGCAAAUUGCAUCUACAGAAGCAACAGGCCACUUUUUGCACUUUUUUUCCCAAACCUACACCAAGAACUGCAUGACCAUUGUUUGUUAACAAAUUUGAUUUUGCUUGAUAGCAAAAUCUGAUAGGAAAUUUUGAUUGGAUGCAUGUUGCUGAUCAUUGGAGAUAACAUCAUAAGAUUGCAAUAGCCAUUCUUUGCAAAACUCCGUACAGCUCUGUAAUAACAAAUUCAAGAGCCAGCUUUAACCAGAAAAACAGAAGUCCUUGAGAAUUUCCCAUACAAAACAUGCAAUUAGUGGCCAUUCCAAAGUGAGCAAUCCUAAAGUUUAAAAAUGCUAUUUAAUGGGAGUGUUUUCCCCAUUCCUGCAAGAUGAGUAAUAUAUGACACAAGAACACAAGGUUUUAGUCACAAGGAGUCACAGGACUUGCAAACCCACUGACACCACCGAUUCUGAUACACCCACAUUAAAGAAUGUAGUCCUUUCCGAAAAUCCCUGAGGGAAAAGAGUAAUAGAGAAUGCACAGAGAGGGCUGGCAGACACAUACUGUACCUACCAUAUACACGGGACACACAAAGGGCACACAGAGCAAUCAUUCAUGUGACACUGGAGUUACCAUAUUUCAAAAAUAAAAAAAAGAGGACACUCCAUUGACUGGGGUGGACAAGGGGUUUCUAUAAUUAUCUAUCAAAUCUUCGGUUACUGUAUUUGAAAAUUCACUCAAGAGGGCAUGUACCAGUAGAUAUUUAUACAAAACAUUUCAAAUCCAAAACUUUAUGGGGAAAAGAAUAAAGGAAAAAUUCCAUCUGGAAGUAUGGUAACCCUAUGUAAAACUGUUUCUUGAGCAGGAUGCUGUUGCAAUUUUACUGAAAUAAAAAGAAUGUGGACAUUGAA
This is a messenger RNA of Lepisosteus oculatus (spotted gar), 3447 nucleotides long. Its product is annotated as prolyl endopeptidase-like. Gene Ontology annotation, molecular function: serine-type endopeptidase activity; oligopeptidase activity. Lineage: Eukaryota; Metazoa; Chordata; Actinopteri; Semionotiformes; Lepisosteidae. Gene Ontology annotation, biological process: proteolysis. Gene Ontology annotation, cellular component: cytosol. The record is from RefSeq and is a predicted model, not a curated record.